Protopolystoma xenopodis is the source of this 429-nucleotide messenger RNA. NCBI's taxonomy places the organism in Eukaryota, Metazoa, Platyhelminthes, Monogenea, Polystomatidea, Polystomatidae. The record is from the annotation of a GenBank genome assembly.
UUGGCCUGGCUCGAGACAUGCUCUUCUAAUCCAUCCUCAGCAUUCCUUGCUACAACAUCUAGAAAAUACUCUGAUCCUGAUAACCAUAUGGAUGACGAGCUGCAAGCCACUGCUGCUAUAAUGGCCCUCGAUCUAAGCAGCCCAUCUAAGCCGUAUUUGUGUCAUAAUCCUUUUUCUGGAGGCUCAUUUGAUGGCUGGACCUCAAUCGAUAUCGAACUGGCCUUCCGAAUAGGUUUCUUUGGCCUUAGUCUUCCUCGUCCUCCAGCGUCGACACCCGCCCUCGAAGUCCGUCUCUUCGAUCAAGAGACCGUUCUUCUUACAAGGUUAUGUCGUCUGCCCAUCGAGCUAAUCUGUCCCCAUGUUAUUGUAAGUCUCCGACACGAAGCCGAGCGUCUAGCAAACUCCGACAUCACUCAUACUGGUAAUUAA